ACUUACUAUGUGUAAGUGGUCUGGAUCAUCGGAAUCCUCAUACAAAUGUCAAGUCAAAUCGACGAGCGGCCCGCACAGCCCCACGCCACACUCAGUCAAAGCCUAGUUAGUCCCGCACCAUGAUCUCCUCUGUCGUCAAGGGCCUCGCCGCGAAGGGCAAGCGCUCGAUGAGCACUAUCCGCUACUCGGAAUUCGGCCACCCGCUCUCCGUCCUCAAGACGGAGGCGGACGACAAGGAGGCCGCUCCUGCGCAGGGCCAAGUGGCCCUCAAGUUCCUGGCUGCGCCCAUUAACGUGGCCGACCUGUCCCAGAUCCAGGGCGCGUACGCCAUCAAGCCCAAGUUCCCGGCCGUGGCCGGCAAUGAAGGCGUGGCCGUUGUCACGGCCGUGGGCUCCGGCGUCACCAACGUCAAGGUCAACGACCGCGUCAUCCCUACGGCUGCCGGCUUCGGUACGUGGCGUAGCAAGGCUGUGGCCGACAGUGCUGACGUGAUGAAGAUCUCGGACAAGAUCAAGGUGGAGGACGCGGCCACGCUGGCCGUGAACCCGGCCACUGCCUACCGUAUGCUGGCCGACUUCACGACGCUCAACAAGGGCGACGUGGUGAUCCAGAACGGCGCCAACAGCGCCGUGGGCCAGGCCGUCAUCCAGCUGGCCGCUCUGCGUGGCAUCAAGACCAUCAACAUCAUUCGCGACGACGGCGACUAUGACGUGACGGUGGAGCACCUGAAGAGCCUGGGCGCCGACAUCGUGUGCACGGCCGACUACGCUGGCUCUGCCAAGUUCAAGGAGCUCAUCUCGGACCUGCCGGCCCCCAAGCUCGCGCUCAACUGCGUGGGCGGCAAGACAAGCCUCGAGAUGGCCAAGGCGCUGGCCAAGAAGGGCGUGCACGUCACGUACGGCGGCAUGAGCAAGGAGGCCGUGGCCGUGGGCACGGGCUCGCUCAUCUUCCACGACAUUACGCUCAAGGGCUUCUGGCUGAGCCAGUGGGUCAAGGACUCGACGGUCGAGGAGCGUGCCGCCAUGCUGUCGGAGCUCGCGGGCCUCGUGGAGGCCGGCAAGCUGCGCUCGUGGAUUCAGACAUAUAAGUUCGAGGACUUCGACGACGCUCUGCAGGCCGCCGUCGCCCGCACAACGAAGCGCAAGGUCGUGCUGCUCAUGGAGUAGAUAGACCGUGACUGCGGCGUGACGAAAGAAAGGGAAGCCCACAAUGAAAGAAAGCAAUGAAUGGCCGACCUGAAUACGAGAAAAACAAUGCGGAAAAUGGAUAAAAUGUGCACUUCCGCUUAUCGUUCAACUGAUAGACAAGUUGUCUCCAUCUAUUCUAGCUUCAGUCUAAUGGUAGAGCAGAGUGAGGUGGUCAUCACUUGCAGUCGAAGCGAUCUUCACCUUGGCCAGCCGUCGAGGCAGUUCACGCUGCACUUGUUGAGCAUCGACUGUCACCUUGUCCU
Messenger RNA from Phytophthora nicotianae INRA-310, 1450 nucleotides. RefSeq lists its product as hypothetical. NCBI's taxonomy places the organism in Eukaryota, Oomycota, Peronosporomycetes, Peronosporales, Peronosporaceae. The coding region runs from base 120 to 1166 and encodes 348 amino acids. Gene Ontology annotation, cellular component: mitochondrion. Gene Ontology annotation, biological process: fatty acid metabolic process. Gene Ontology annotation, molecular function: trans-2-enoyl-CoA reductase (NADPH) activity. The record is from RefSeq and is a predicted model, not a curated record. The transcript is spliced from 3 exons.